AUGAUCUCGGCUUCAGCAACCGCUUCGCCAACAAAUAUAGAGUUUUCGCAUGUUUUUCAUCGUCGUCUCGAUCGUGAACCAUUGCAGGCUGUACGAGCAGAAGGCAAUUAUAUUUAUCUUAAGGAUGGACGAAAACUUCUUGAUGGUGGUGUUAGCGCUGCUGUUACGAGCAUUGGAUACGGCGAUCAACGUGUCAUUGCAGGGAUUGUCGAUCAGUUACAAACUGUUGCUUUUGCACACUCAGGAACGUUUACUAGUAUGGCGGCUGAAGAAUUGGCCGAUGAACUCACCAAAGACAGUGGCAUGAAGAUGGCCUUCUUCGUCAGUGGUGGAUCUGAAGCUGUGGAAUCAGCAAUAAAACUUGCUAGACAAUAUCAUUUAGAAACUAAGCAACCUCAAAGAGUUAACUUUAUUGCUCGUCAACAAAGUUAUCAUGGUAAUUCACUGGGAGCACUAAGUUUAGGUAACCACAAGUCACGUCGAGCUCCAUUUUUACCACUUUUUCCGGUUAAUUUUUAUCAUGUGUCGCCUUGCUUUGCUUAUCGUUACAAGUUGAUUAACGAAUCAGACGAGGCUUAUGUGAAACGCCUCGGUGAUGAAUUGGACGCUAAAUUUCAAGAAUUGGGCCCCAAUACGGUGGCUGCGUUUUUUGCAGAAACAAUUGUCGGUGCCACGAGUGGUUGUACUCCUGCAGUGUCUGGCUAUUUCAAGACAAUGCGUGAAAUAUGUGAUCGACACGGUGCUCUAUUCGUUCUUGAUGAAAUCAUGUGUGGUAUGGGCCGAACAGGCAAAAUGCAUGCAUGGCAAUGGGAGGGACUUACAUCUCCACCCGAUAUUCAACUCAAUGGUAAAGGUCUCGCAGGUGGAUAUGUUCCUCUGGCAGCGGUGCUUAUUUCAGACAAAGUCGCUAACGUCUUUUUCAAUGGUUCACGUGCAUUUAACAAUGGGUACACUUAUCAGUUGCAUGCCGUCGGAUGUAGGGCAGCCUUAGAAGUUCUCAAAGUGAUGAAGGACAAAAGUUUGGUUGAACGAUGCAAUCAGCGUGGACUCUUCUUAGAAAAGACACUCAAAAUGCAGUUAGACGACCAUCCACAUGUUGGCGAUAUUCGUGGUCGCGGCUUGUUUUGGUCUGUCGAAUUUGUCAAGAACAAGCAAACAAAAGAGAUGUAUCCAUCCAACGUUUCAUUUGUUGAUACUAUUGCUAAAGAGUGCAUUCUGCGCGGAGUUGCCUUAUAUCCUGGUUCGAAGGGCACAUUUGACGGUACUACCGGAGAUCAUAUUGUAAUUGCUCCGCCAUUUACAAUUACUGAACAAGAGAUUAUUUUGCUUGUCGAUAUUUUAAAGGGUUCGAUCGAUAUCGUCUUGAAUUCUGCGACUGAACUUUCUUGA
This is a messenger RNA of Rotaria socialis, 1389 nucleotides long. NCBI's taxonomy places the organism in Eukaryota, Metazoa, Rotifera, Eurotatoria, Philodinida, Philodinidae. The record is from the annotation of a GenBank genome assembly.